Molecule: messenger RNA, 831 nt
Organism: Monoraphidium neglectum
Lineage: Eukaryota; Viridiplantae; Chlorophyta; Chlorophyceae; Sphaeropleales; Selenastraceae
Exons: 5
Coding region: 1-831 (276 amino acids)
Source: RefSeq, a predicted model, not a curated record
AUGGGCUUUCUGGAGGCCCUGCAGGACCCCAAGAUCUCGGAAAUUGUGCUGCUGGGCGAUGUCGUGCUGGACCCUCGUGGCAGCGGCGAGCGCGACCCAAUCUUGAUCACGCGCAACGUCACGAUCACCUCGCCGCCUGGGACGCCGCGGAGCUCGCUGCCGGCGCUCGACUUUUCGUUCCAGCAGGAUGAGGCGACCAUCGGUGUCAAUGUCACGGUUACAUUCAAGAGCGUCAUGCUCAAGAAUAUGCGGAAGGGCAGCGGCCUGGGCAUGGACUUUUUCGGCGGCCUGCAGGGCAGCACAAUCGUAUGCAUCGACGUGCCACGGUGGCGCUACAUGUGCGCGGCGGCGGACGCAGCGCUCGCUUCGGCGAAUUCGUACCCUCGGCCCAGCGACCUGCCUGGCAAGAACCUUGUGCGGCUGCAGAACGAGUAUCAUCGGGGCACCUGGUACAAUUCCAGCCUGCACUAUGUCAGCUUCGCGCUCCACGUGAUGUCGGACAACAGCGAGAGCGACGCGUGGCUGCCCGGUUACGCCAUGGUCCUGCGGAACUCGACAAGGAUCUGCCAGACGUACAUAUCUCCAGAAUGCGAGAGCGUCAAGAGCCUGGAUCAGUGCCAGGUGGACGGCGUGGACGCGUGGCUGGCGGCCAUGGACGACGACACUCAGGAUGAAAGCUGGAAGCAGAAGGUCGCCGCGGGCGUUGCAUCUGGCGUGGGCGCGGCCCUGGUCUUGGCGGCCGGCGCGUUCGUGUGGCGGCGGCGCCGCCUGCGGCGGCGGCGCAUGGCCUGGGAGAAUGAGGCGGCGGACCCCGCGACUUUUGGGGGGUGA